UAGUAGGCCGUUUUCUUUACCGCUGUCAAACGACAUUUGCCAGAAGUUCUUCGAGGGACCCGACGAUUCAGAGUAUCCGGUGCUUGCGAGGUUUUUUUUCGCGUUGUGUCUGGUUUCCGUGUCUCUGCCGGGGGAUCACCAAAAGUCUGCCCGGGUCGCGAGAAGUAGCAAGAGAAUCGCGUAGAAGAGCAAGAGAUUGUGGUGCGCGAAAGAAGACGAACAGAAGGGCAAAAAAAAAUCACACUAAAAGUCCCGCGACCGGAACACAGACACGCACCAGACGACAGCCGGUUAGUGUGUGUGUGUGUGUGCGUGUGUGUGCGUUAGUUAGAACGGACGAAACGGAUCGAGGAAAAGGAAGAAAAACAAGGUGUAUACACACAUAUACCGAACCCCAGCCCAAGGCAACAGCGAGUCGCAAUUUUUGCCGGUCGCGCUGGUUGUUGCGCGGUGUCAAAAGAAAAAUAAAAAAAAUAAAAAAGUGACAGUUCGUGUUUGCCUCGAUUAGCUUCUUCUAUUCGAUAACCGGCCGUUUCGAAGGAUCGCGCAUCAAAGUCCGCAAGCAAAUGGCCCCACAAGGAGCGACGGCAACGGCCGUCCCGACGACGUCCGCAAUCACAGCCUCAGCGGGGAUGGCCGCGGCCAUUCCGGCAACCACCCUCGUCACCGCCUCCUCCAGUGCUGCCACCAGUGCGGCCGCCCUCGGUGUCGGCCAUCUUUCGUGCGAGGAAAUCAUCUACGACGAGGUGGACAAUCGCUUCGCCGAACCGGACCGGCACAUGAUCAUGGACGAUCGGAUCAUCCGGAACAUGAAGAAGCUCGAGACCCGCACCAUACCGAUCUGUAACUACUUCAUCGAGCUGCAGAGCGACAUUAAACCAUCGAUGCGCAAAAUCGUCACCACGUGGAUGCUGGAGGUUUGCGACGAGCAAAAGUGCGAAGAGCAGACGUUCCCGCUGGCCGUGAAUUUCUUCGAUCGCUGCCUGUGCGUCCUCAAGAUCAAUCGCUACCACCUGCAGCUGCUCGGAUGUUGCACCCUACUGCUGGCGUCCAAAAUUCGCCAAUGUCAGCCAUUAACGGUCGACGUGCUGAGUGCCUACACCGACCAUGCGGUUUCGCCCGAUCAGAUAAGGUCCUGGGAGCUGCUGUUGAUCAACAAGCUCGAGUGGAACAUCAACGCAGUGACGGCGUACGACUACGUCGAUCACAUUCUGGAGCGCGCCAAAUGGGGCUCGGCUGACGCUCGACUGCGUGAACACGCGCACACACUCAUCCACGUCUGCAACACAGAAGCUAUCUUCAUGCAGAUGGAACCCUCGCUGCUGGCCGUAUCCUGUAUUGCGUCGGCCACCCGGGGGCUGAACGUUUCGACCAAACUCGCCGUCGGCUACGAUCUGUGCCGGCUAACGAUGCACGAUCUGGGCAAGAUCGACGUCAUCGUCAAAAUCAUCGAAGACAUUGUGACUCGCGAAAUCGCCGACAAACAGUGCCAGCAGCAGCAGGCCGCCCACCAGCAGGCCCAGCUUGCGGCAGCCGGUAGCAGUUGCAAGGAGCAGUAUCAACAGGCUCCCCAAAAGCUUUCCUCGGCCAACGCCAGCAGUAGUACGGUUCCGCCCCAGCAGCAGCAACCGGAAACGCCAACCGAUGUACAGUUUAUCUAUUUCUAGUAAGAAAGUCCGGGAUGUUCGUCGCGCGGGUGGGGAAACAACCAUGCCUUUCUCUUCUCACCUCAGUGCCAAGUUGUUUCAAUCGCGUUGCACAUUAUCUCUAAGAAUGGAACUAACAUGUAAGGGAACUUCUAUAUAGAAGGAAUGAGAUAAAGAAAGAAGGAGAGAGAGAGAGAGAGAGGAAAAGGCUACGCACGACAAAUAAUAACCAAAAAUAUCAAAGGAUUAUAUAAAAAAAAAACAAAAAUAUCAAAAAAAUAGCGUUCAGCUCAUGAGAGAACACCCGCUACUUACUUGUCAUGGUUGCGCAGUUAGUUCCAAGCUGAUUGUAGUCGAUAAGCUUUAUCCCAAGUUUAAUUCAUCCUUAGCCACAUCCUGGCGGUCCUUAUGAGGGUGUAAUACCCUAACCCACCUGGCGGAGGUCGCUUUUCUAUGUAUAUAUUACUCAGUUAGGAA
Messenger RNA from Anopheles nili, 2123 nucleotides. RefSeq names its product G1/S-specific cyclin-D2. Gene Ontology annotation, cellular component: cytoplasm; nucleus; cyclin-dependent protein kinase holoenzyme complex. The transcript has 4 exons. The coding region runs from base 567 to 1667 and encodes 366 amino acids. Gene Ontology annotation, molecular function: cyclin-dependent protein serine/threonine kinase regulator activity. The record is from RefSeq and is a predicted model, not a curated record. Gene Ontology annotation, biological process: regulation of cyclin-dependent protein serine/threonine kinase activity; positive regulation of G1/S transition of mitotic cell cycle; mitotic cell cycle phase transition. NCBI's taxonomy places the organism in Eukaryota, Metazoa, Arthropoda, Insecta, Diptera, Culicidae.